AAAGAAGAGAAAAAACAAACGGACAAGUGUAAGAGAAUCGGAAAUGAAAUGGGAGCAUUCAUAGAAAGGUAUUUUCAAUUCAUGAACAUGUGUUGCAUUCCUCAUCAUUUGCCUUGUAACAUCACAACUAAAACUAUCCCAUUGCUAUGGCAAUGAAUUCAACAAACAAAUACAAAAGGUAUCAGAAGAAGUAAUUUUAUUCGAAAUACAAGUAUUAGUAUCAAACAUGCAGAAUAAAGGAACUGUCCCGAAAAUUGUUUAUAGAAAAACGUCUGCAGAAAUAAUAAAAGAAGCUCAAAAUAGCUUAGUGUCGGGCAAUGGAGCUAAGCUUGUGUCGACAAAAAGACCCAUAACACCAAAUGUGAACAACAGACAGCUUUAUGGAAAUUCUUUUCCAUCGGGUCGACCACCAAGUGCAUUUAAUUUGAAAUAUCUACAGUAUGAAAUGCGUGCACUUCCGUGUCUAGAGCCAAUAAAUCAAUCACCAACUGGAAGUGAAGUUCAAUUGAAUACAAAUACGAAUAAUACAACCAUAGUUCAAAGAUCAAGUUCAAUAGGAACAAUACAUGAAUCAGGAUUAAAAACAACAAAACUGCCUGCCCUUCAAGAGCCAACGAAUGCAAUAUCAUCAGCAACAUCCUUAAAUGAGUUACGCGAACCGAUGCCUUUGUAUAACAAAGCUACUUCCCUAUCGCUUCCACCUAGUCGAGGAGGCGAUCCUGAUCAUAAACAAAAAAAUUCGCAACAUCCAUUGAAGCGUAAACAGCCAGUAUCAUUUGAUGAAACUGUUACACAAAAUAGUAGUGGAAGUAAUAAUAAGAAUGAUGGCAUGUUGAACAAGGAUUUAUCUAAAAAUCGAUUGAUUCGAUCUAAUGACCUCAAUCCGCUUAUUCAAUCAUCAACUGAUACACUUUUGGAUAUGCUUAAGGCUUAUGCAGGUAUAAAAGAGUGCUCGGACGAAACUCAAGUUCAUUUGAAUAUGAUUUUGUUGGAGCUAUAUUCACGUGUCAAGGGAACGCAAUGUAAUAGAAGUGCAAUAUUGGGUGUCUUGUAUGGACUUGUCGAGUGUAAUUCACCUAAAAUUUUACUCGCAAUCGCUCGUAUCGUAUUAUCAAUGAACAAUAUCAGCGGAAGUAAUCUAACAGGCGCAUGCAAACUUGUCUUCAAAGUGGCACGAAACGAGGUAAACGAUUCUCUUUUUAUUGAUUCUGAUGUUCCUGAAUUGUUAGUAGAUGCGUUAGGUAGAGUUAAUCCAACAGCAGAAGGCGAACCUGAAGCAGCAAUUUACGGAUAUGGCGCAAUUCGGUUCUUGGCAACAGCAAAUUUAAAUACUUUGAAUAAGAAAACGGAAAAUGUUGAAGGCAAAACUAUAAAAAUUUCGAAACAUAAGUCACUUGCAUAUCGACUAGUACGGCAUGGUAUAAUUCAAUUGAUGAUUGUUCAUCUUCAAAUAAUAAACGAAUACGGUUCAACAAAUAAAUUGUGUGGACAGCCAUUGCAUGCACUAUAUCAGUUAUCAGGAGCUUUACGAGUACUUUCAGGUUCGCCUGUAUUUGCGCAAAUAAUCAACAUGAAACAUUCACGUGCAUCGUCAAUUGACGAGGAGGAUACUCAUUUGGAAAUAGCGGGGAAGCACUUAGUCAGGGCAGCUGAAAUCUGUAUGGAUGAAAUUGAAGUUCAAACCAAUAUAAUAAGGACUUUAAGUAUUUUAUCGGAAAUAGAAUCAUGUUGUGAGAAUAUGGCCGUAGAUGCAGGUCGAUUGGGAAUAUUAUUUGGACCGAUUGCUUACAACUAUUCAUCCACGUGCUCACCUGAGAAAGCUUUAGGAGUCAUAUCAAGACUUGGAUAUAUAUUAGGAAACAUACAUGCAAAAUAUGAUGAAGCUAGAUUAGACUUCUUCAACAAUGAUGCAGCUAUGGAAUAUCUACUCAAUACCUUAGAAUUUUUCUCAAACCAACGUUUUGAUAUCAAAAAUACAAACGGAGAUACAGUUAUGGAUGCUUUAAUAAAACUCAUAAGAGUAAUUGCAAAUAUGAGUGUAAAUGCUGAAGUUGGAUAUGGUCUUGGCCUGAGACAUCCGCUUGGCGUUGUCUUAUUAAACAUCUUAUUAGAAGCUAAAGAAAUUAAAACUGAAGAAGCAUUAGAACUUGUUCUUGCAACACUUGCAGCCUUGCAUAAUUUAUCAUACUACCAAUAUAGCACAGAAGACAUUAACGUUAAUCAUCCUGGUAGUAUUAUUGAGAGAAUGAGAGACAUAAGUGCAGCACUGUGUCAAAUCUUGAGUACAGGUCCGAUUACAGCAAAGUCUGAGGCAGCUCGAGUAUUAGGAAACUUAACAAGAAAUUCAACAGCCAGGCAGUCAUUUUGUACAUCAAAUGGAUUAAAGAUUCUCGUUAAAUGUCUACAAUCAGAUGAUACGGAACUUGUUACAGCGUCAUGCGGUGUUCUUGUAAAUUUACUUGGCGAUUGGGAAAGAAGAGCUUCAUUCAAAGAGCUCAAUGGAAUUAAAAUUCUUCGAGGAGUUUUACAAAACGCAGCAGAUAAUGAAGAUUGGUUGCUAGCGGGCAUGUGUUGUCAAGCUUUUUGGAAUUUUUUGAUCGAUAGCAGCAAUGUAGUUGAAACACUUGGCGAAUGCGAGAGUGAUUUAUUGGGUGGUGACUUAGCUGAAUAUUUAGAUGAGGAAAGAAUUUUUCAAGGUAAUCCCCCGGAUCAAAUAUGGGAGCAAUUUGCACAAGUGGCAACUGAUCUUCUUGAGCGUCUUCAAUCAUGCAUGAGUAUUACAAAUUCGCCAAUCAAUACAUCUGACGACGAUGAGGAUUUAAACCCUAGUCCGAUAAAAAAUGACUCCUGGGGUGGCAAUUAUGAAAAAUGGGUACAGGAUUAAAAAAUAAAAUCCUUAAAAAAAUUUACACAUUCUAUUAUUGUUCUUUGUUUUAACCUUAAAUUACAAAUCAACACACUUUGUGCUAAGGAUUUAAAUUCUAUGGCAUUGCAAGAAAAAUAAGAAACUUAAUAACUUCAAUCAUUGAAAUGAAUUUAAUCUGUCUAUAUGAAUGUUAUGAAUAAAGUAAAAAGAUAUAUACGAA
This is a messenger RNA of Chironomus riparius, 3086 nucleotides long. The record is from the annotation of a GenBank genome assembly. Lineage: Eukaryota; Metazoa; Arthropoda; Insecta; Diptera; Chironomidae.